Biomphalaria glabrata is the source of this 1865-nucleotide messenger RNA. Its product is annotated as transmembrane protein 163-like. Bases 854 to 1633 code for a protein of 259 amino acids. The record is from RefSeq and is a predicted model, not a curated record. Gene Ontology annotation, cellular component: membrane. The transcript has 8 exons. NCBI's taxonomy places the organism in Eukaryota, Metazoa, Mollusca, Gastropoda, Planorbidae.
GCAUGUUUGUGUUCGUGCGUUUGUGUGUGUGUAUGUGUGUGUUUAGCCUAUAAAGAAUUGAAGUUUUUAAUCAUACAAAAAAAUUAAACACAUUCUCGAAAGAUAAUUGGUUCUAUAAACCUCUCAAUGUAAUUGAUGUAUGACAAACAAACCUAAUUAAAAAUGCUCAUCCUGUUGACUCUUUGACCUGUAUAUAUAGUCCAGGGUUUGCCAUCUGACGCUUUCAGUUUCUCGUUAUCUCCUAAGCACGUUUUUCUAACUGGACAGAUGACAGAAGUCAUCCACAACAGAUUCCAACAACAGACAAGAGAUCGCCAGUAGAUAUUAAUUUAUUCAGCUGGACCUAGUAUUUCUUUUGUUGCUACUUUGUCAGACCUAAGUGACCAGUCCUAAAAGUGUAUCAGAGACGAAUUGCAUCAACUUUCAUUUUUCUGGCUUUACGCCGGGUUAUGCAAAUAGUGGAAUUUUUCAAUCCAGAGUUGACUCAUUUCUGUCGAGAAUUUUUAGGACUUUUAUGAUUAUUAUUAAAGAGUUCACCAGUAGUAAUAAUAGUAAGGCAUCGUCUCUGAGUCUGAAGAUUAACUAGAAGUACUGUAAUUCACGUGACUACACAGACCUGUUGCGACCUGCAUAUUUUGACAUACCCGAUGCAGACAAGGCUUUUGGCAGCUGGUGUAUUCUUUGACCAUGCUACACAGAUCUUUGAAAAUAUGCUUACUGCAGUUUUGUAUUUACUUCAAUGUGGUUUUUGACGUUUUGGAAUUAACACACACACACACAUGCGUACACACAUUCUUGGCGUAAUUGAAUUUCAACGAUGAAUUAUGCCACUUUAUAAAAUAAUAUUUUGAAAAUGAAAAUUAAGAAACAGGAAAGAAACAGUUCAAAAUUUAGAGAAUCCGUGACUUAUACAGCUUUACAAGUGACGGAGGCGAAAAAUGGCGAAAUAGAAAAUGGAGAAGCUGAUAACGCCACUAACUUGAACUCCAGCAAGGGGAACCAACUACGUACUGCAGCACUGGUCGUGUCGUGGUUAUCUGUCCUGUUUGCCUUUUUCACAGGUGUUGCAGCUAUAGUUUUAGGUCAGCUCUGGGAAAACCAGUCACUGUUUGGAUACGGGCUGGACGGUGUUCUGGACAGUUUAUCCUCUGUGGCCGUUCUCUGGAGGUUCUACGGGUCUGGAACCUCAGCUGUUGCCGAAGCCAAAGAACGAAAAGCCUGCAUCGUCAUUGCCGUUUUCUUCUUCGCCUCAGCUUUGUCCUUGAUUGUUAAGUCGACUGUUGCCAUUGUCAAUAACACGAAGGAGGACGAAGAGUCUCGGAUCUUCUCGGACACGUUCUCAGUCGUGUGUGGGAGUGUAGCUUUUGGCCUGGCCUCGUCGAAAGUUUACAUUGGACGGAAACUGGAAAGUCGUUCUCUACUGACCGAUAGUAUUAUCACAUAUGUCGGGUCAGUGAUGAGCUUUCUUGGUGUCUUGGGCCUGGAGUUGUACAGAUCUGACGACAGAGUCUGGUAUCUGGAUGCCGUCUUUGGUCUUGUUUGUGGAUUCUUUCUGUGUGCCUUUGGAAUGAAGUUAAUGGUCGACAUGACCUGCCAUUACAAGAAUAAAGAGCCAUUGCUGACAGCCUCCUGAUCCUGACGACAUCUGAUGAAAUUUGAUGGUCUGCUAUGGUGGACAGCUGGCCCUCCAAAGAGAGGCGGCCUUAGCAGUACGCGGGGCCCCGGGCGAGUCUCAUACGCGGGCCCGUGAACAAUACCGUAGACUACAUACACCGUACAUUACACUAACGAGCAUGUCCGCCUCUAAUAAUGUAGGCCUUAUUAUUGUUGUCAAAGUAAAACCUGUAAGUGGGACCACUGUACUA